Cladophialophora immunda is the source of this 1677-nucleotide messenger RNA. RefSeq lists its product as uncharacterized. The coding region runs from base 1 to 1677 and encodes 558 amino acids. Gene Ontology annotation, molecular function: oxidoreductase activity, acting on CH-OH group of donors; flavin adenine dinucleotide binding. The record is from RefSeq and is a predicted model, not a curated record. Lineage: Eukaryota; Fungi; Ascomycota; Eurotiomycetes; Chaetothyriales; Herpotrichiellaceae. The transcript has a single exon.
AUGGCUUCGUCUUCAUACGACUAUAUCAUCGUCGGAGGCGGGGUCGCCGGCCUUGUCCUGGCGUCUCGACUCUCGAAACUCCUACCGCCAUCCGACAUGAAGCAGAUACUCGUCCUCGAAGCAGGUACCGAUCCUUCGGCCACCGAUUCCAUCCUCACAAGCCAAGCCGCGCAUCUCGCUCGCGAGUCUGUUCAUUCGUAUCAACUCUCCAUCUCGCCCAAUCGGCACCUCAAUGGACGUGGCGCAACUGUGCCGGUCGGCAAAGCGCUAGGCGGAAGUGCUGCGAUCAACGGAGGUGCAUGGACAAGGGGACCCAAGAGCGACUAUGACCUUUGGGCUAAGAUGGUGGGCGACGGCAGCUGGGGGUAUGAUGCGCUAUUGCCCUACAUGAGGAGGGUCGAGAGUAUGGUUCUGCCAGAGAAUAUUGAGAAGGAUGAAAUCCAGCAUGGAUACGAUGGGCCCUUGAAGCUCACCCCGAUACGAUCACUGUGGCCAGCAAGGAAGUAUCCACUCAGGGAGUCUGUCCAGAAGAUGUGGGAGGAAGCCGGGGUCAAGUACAUCCCUGAUGGCAAUUCGGGUCACCAGAAUGGACUGGUUGAAUUUGUCGAGGUCUGGGUCAACAGCGCUAGACAGCUGCCGAGCAAGAUAUUCGAUUUGACAAAGGUGGAUGUUCGGACCAUGAGUACGGUGCAGCGAGUCACUUUUGGCACAAUCGAAGGACAAGACCAACCCGUUGCUAAUGGCGUUGAUCUGGUGGGCGGGCAGCAUUUCGUCGCGAAUAAGGAGGUCAUUGUCUGCGCCGGGGCAUACCAUACACCCCAAGUCCUCAUGCUCUCCGGGAUAGGUGACCCUGCUGAGUUGGCAAAGCACGGCAUAGAGACCAUAACCUCGAAUCUCGAGGUUGGCAGAAACCUUACAGAUCACUUGGCCGUGGGGAUCACCUGGAAACUAAAACAUCCUGAAAAGGGUUUGUCCAUCGGAUCGCCUCUGUUCAUCGACCCGUCAUAUUUCUCCGGCUGGCCAAUGGAUUUCAUCGAGUUCGGACCAUUAGACGAACCGGCAAAACUGGAACCUUGGAUCAACACUCCAGAAGAGAGAGCUUUGGUUCUCAGACCAGAUGCAUCGCAUAUGGAAAUUGUCACACUCUACGUGGCCCUGGGGAAGAGACUCACGGGUAUUGACGCGCCACUUGACGGGAACUAUAUUAGCACCAUCGCUGGCUAUCUGACGCCCACAUCUAGAGGUUCCGUCACCCUGAGGUCAGCGAGCAUCGAGGAUGCUCCGGCGAUCGACAUGAAUUUCUUCGAUACGGAUGCGGAUAAGGUUGGUCUCCGAGAGGCGCUCCGGAAAGCGGCAUCAGUCCACCUUGACACCGAGGCUGGGAAAUCCUUCGUGUCCCAUGAAGUUACCCCAGAAGGGUAUGCAUGUAUCACCAAAGAUACGAUGGACGAGGAAAUAGACAAGCGCAUUGCCGACUUUGGAUAUAGUUUCGAUCACCCGAUGGGUAGCUGUGCGAUGGGGAAAGCUGUAGACAGCCAUUGUCGUGUGAUGGGCGUCAAAUCCUUGAGGGUUGUCGAUGCCAGUGUUUUUCCGAUCCCCAUGGCGUGUCAUCCUCAGUCUGUGGUUUAUGUGACGGCUGAGAGGGUUGCGGAUUGGAUCAGUCAGGGGGAUCAAUAG